GUGAUCUACAGCAUCACGGAUGCCUCGCACGCCGCGGACUUCGACGUCUCCGCCAACGGCAUCCCUCUCGGCAGUCGCUCCCAGUCAGGGCGGAUCUUGGCAUUGGGGUCCCGGUCUCUCUUAGAUACCGGCAAGGGAACCCUACACAUCAUCGAGUACCACUCCAAUGUCCUGAAGAGAGUCUGCCGAAGCACUCUCCAAGCGGAGACACUGAGCCUGAUCUCAGGCUACGAGGAAGCGGAGCAUCUUCGAGCACUACUGUGGGGCGUUACUCACGACUACCACAGCCCCAACCUCAUCGAGGCGAUGGACAACACCCUGUUGGUGAUGAUGACGGACUGCAAGAGCCUGGAGCAACAUCUUCGUCAACCCGGACUAAGCACAGUGGCCGACAAGCGUUUGGCGAUUGAUCUCAGUGCCAUGAGGCAGCUGAUUUGGCGGCGGAAGGGAGAACUUACGGGUGAUCCCCUACUCACCGACGAGCCUCCAGACGACGCUACCACCCUCGUGAAGUGGAUAGACACCGCCACCAUGCUAGCCGAUGGCCUCACUAAGAAGAUGCGCAACCUCCAGAUCGACAAGGCCAUGCUGAAGGGCACGGUAGAGGUAAGCUACGUAAAGUUGGGCAACAGCAAAGCUGAGGCUACAAAGCUCACCUUGGAUGUGGAUCCGCUCGAUGCUUAG
This is a messenger RNA of Symbiodinium sp. CCMP2456, 684 nucleotides long. Lineage: Eukaryota; Dinophyceae; Suessiales; Symbiodiniaceae. The record is from the annotation of a GenBank genome assembly.